This is a messenger RNA of Lichtheimia ornata, 516 nucleotides long. Its product is annotated as ubiquitin-conjugating enzyme E2-18 kDa. Bases 1 to 516 code for a protein of 171 amino acids. Gene Ontology annotation, cellular component: cytosol; endoplasmic reticulum. The transcript is spliced from 6 exons. Lineage: Eukaryota; Fungi; Mucoromycota; Mucoromycetes; Mucorales; Lichtheimiaceae. The record is from RefSeq and is a predicted model, not a curated record.
AUGUACGCCAACCGAUCUACAGGCUCGACGGCUCUCAAGCGCCUCAUGACAGAGUAUCGAGAGUUGACAAUGAAUCCACCUGAAGGCAUUACUGCAGGCCCUAUUGACGAGAACAACUUUUUCGAGUGGGAGGCUCUUAUUGCAGGUCCCGAGGGCACGCCAUUUGAAGGAGGUCUAUUUCCUGCAACAUUGACCUUCCCAAAGGAUUAUCCAUUGAGUCCACCUACUAUGCGCUUUACAUGUGAUUUCUUCCAUCCCAAUGUCUAUGCCAAUGGCACGGUGUGUAUCUCUAUUCUCCACCCUCCAGGCGAUGAUCCCAACAUGUAUGAAAGCAGUUCCGAACGUUGGAGUCCCGUACAAAGUGUCGAAAAGAUCCUUCUCAGUGUUGUUAGUAUGUUGGCAGAACCUAACGAUGAGAGUGGUGCAAAUGUGGAUGCUUGCAAAAUCUGGCGUACUGAUCGAGAGCGAUACAACGAGAUUGUUCGUGAAAAUGCACGCAAGACAUUGGGACUUUGA